AUGUCUUUUAUAUUUCCUGGAAUCAAUAAAACUUUUGAAGAAUUUGUUGAAAAAUUAUUAAGAAUCAAAUUUGAAGAAUUUAAUAAAAUAGCAAAAACUGAUAAAGAAAAAAGAUUCAAAGGAAAAGUCUUUGAAUAUUUUCUCUAUGAAUUAGCAACACAUAAUGGAAUGAUCAUUGAAAUGAAUCAAACAUUUAUUUCUUUCUCAGAAAAAAUUUUUAAAUCUUUAUCUGAUG
This is a messenger RNA of Cetraspora pellucida, 235 nucleotides long. Lineage: Eukaryota; Fungi; Glomeromycota; Glomeromycetes; Diversisporales; Gigasporaceae. The record is from the annotation of a GenBank genome assembly.